GCAGGAGGUAAAGUGUUUAGGCUCUCCGAACUGCUGGACCGUGGCCUCAUCAAAUACGAAGCGAUCACUUAUGAAGACUUCUUACCAAUUUCAGCAGCCGGCAUCUUCACAUCCAACCUCAAGGGAUUCUCCAAUACCAAGAGGAAGGAGGCUCAAGGGAACAGACAACUCCUCGAGCAAGCUCUUCCCACCAAGGUGCUUGACUCGACUGCAUUGUACGAGCAACUGGAAGUAGAAAGUAUAGAGAAUUGUCGGAAGGCCUUGGGUUUGCUCGGGAUCAAAUCAGAUUGA
Molecule: messenger RNA, 291 nt
Organism: Exophiala dermatitidis NIH/UT8656
Lineage: Eukaryota; Fungi; Ascomycota; Eurotiomycetes; Chaetothyriales; Herpotrichiellaceae
Exons: 1
Molecular function (GO): oxidoreductase activity
Source: RefSeq, a predicted model, not a curated record